Vigna unguiculata (cowpea) is the source of this 1682-nucleotide messenger RNA. RefSeq names its product hexose carrier protein HEX6-like. Lineage: Eukaryota; Viridiplantae; Streptophyta; Magnoliopsida; Fabales; Fabaceae. Gene Ontology annotation, cellular component: membrane. Gene Ontology annotation, biological process: monosaccharide transmembrane transport. The record is from RefSeq and is a predicted model, not a curated record. Gene Ontology annotation, molecular function: monosaccharide transmembrane transporter activity.
CCUGAAUCAAUAAUCUCUCUAAGCCUCUUCCUGUGUUCUAAAGAAGAGGCUAUCAAUGGCUGUUGGGUUUUCCAUAGAAAGUGAAAAUGUCCAAAGCAAUGGUAAGAUAACCACUUAUGUUGUGGUGUCUUGUACUAUGGCUGCCAUGGGAGGUCUUCUCUUCGGCUAUGACAUUGGAAUAGCCGGAGGGGUGACCUCCAUGGAUUCAUUUCUGAAGAAGUUCUUCCACACAGUGUAUGUCAAGAAACAAGAAGCCAAAGUCAGCAACUACUGUGUAUUUGAUAGCCAACUCUUGACCUCUUUUACAUCAUCUCUCUAUGUUGCUGGUCUCGUUACUUCCUUCUUUUCUUCUCAUGUCACCAAAGCCUUUGGCCGCAAACCAUCCAUUCUGGCCGGCGGCGCCGCCUUCCUGGCCGGUACAGCUCUCGGAGCUGCAGCUUCCAAUGUCUUCAUGCUCAUAUUUGGUAGACUUUUGCUUGGAGUUGGGGUUGGUUUUGCAAACCAGGCUGUUCCUGUGUAUCUAUCUGAAAUGGCACUGCCACGACUAAGAGGAGCAAUUAGCAAUGGCUUCCAAUUUAGCGUUUGCAUAGGUAGUGUGUUUGCUACCUUAAUCAACUACGGAGCAGAGAAGAUUAAAGGUGGGUGGGGUUGGCGUGUGUCGUUGGCCAUGGCAGCAGUACCAGCCUCAGUCCUAACACUGGGUGCAAUUUUCCUCCCCGAAACUCCCAACAGCUUAAUCCAACGCAGCCAUGACCAUCAAAAGGCCAAGUUACUACUCCAGCGGAUUCGAGGCGUAGAAGACGUGCAAGAAGAACUUGACAGUCUUAUAAGAGCAAGUUCUACGAAAACAGAUGAAAAACAAACGCUUAAGAUAAUCUUGAAACGAAGGUACAGGCCUCAGCUCGUGAUGGCAAUAGCUAUGCCGUUUUUCCAGCAAAUGACAGGGAUAAACGUGAUCGGUUGCUAUGCCCCUUUACUUUACAGGACAAUGGGGUUAGGAGAAAGUGCAUCGCUGUUGUCAGCAGUGAUAACGGGAAUUAUAGGUCUUGCCGCGACAUUCAUAUCGAUGUUCUUAGUUGAUAGACUAGGAAGGAGAGCCUUGUUCAUGAUUGGGGGCAUUCAGAUGUUUGCAUCACAGGUUAUAAUUGGUGCUAUAAUGGCCUUUCAUCUGAAAGAUCAUGGUGGAUUGAGCAAAGGGUAUGCUUUUGUGGUUUUGGCUAUGGUGUGCUUAUAUGUUGUUGGGUUUGGGUUGUCAUGGGGGCCAUUGGGUUGGUUAGUGCCGAGUGAAAUUUUUCCUUUGGAAAUUAGAUCAGUGGGGCAAAGCAUCACGGUGGCAGUGAACCUUAUCUUCACUUUCACCGUUUCUCAGACUUUUCUCACCAUGCUUUGCCACUUGAAGUCUGGGAUUUUCUUCUUAUUUGGAGGAUGGAUGGUGGUCAUGACGCUAUUUGUUCACUAUUUUCUGCCGGAGACCAAAAGCGUGCCACUUGAAGAGAUGGAGAAAGUGUGGCAAGAACAUUGGUUUUGGAAGAGAAUAGUAGGUGAAAUGAGUGAUAAAGAGCAUAAACUUGAGAUAUCCAUAUGAUUCUAAACCAAAUGUUCUACCGAUGUUAGCUUAAUCAUUUGUCUAUAUGUCAUCUCAAAUGUACUAUAAAGCAAUAAAAUGAUUUUCAGUUUGGAAA